AUAAAAUGCCUCCGUUGUGCGUGAGCGCGUUGCGUUAGAGAGGCCGCCCUGCAGUAAAAACAUCUCGGAUGUCUGGUGACGUACCCGCCGCUCCGCCGUCUGCUCUGGAGGUUGUCAGCUUCAUCGGCAAAACAGUUGGCGCAGGCGCGGCACUGACAGCUGCUGUCUACUUACUCCGCAAAGUCUGUGUAAUAAUGGCCUGGAAAUCUGGAGGAGCCAGCCACGCAGAGCUUGUUAACAACCUCCGCAAAAAUGGCAUUAUUAAGUCCGACAAGGUCUAUGAAGUCAUGCUGGCCACAGACCGAGCCCAUUUCUCUAGGUGUAAUCCAUACAUGGACUCGCCACAGUCAAUAGGCUAUCAAGCAACCAUCAGCGCUCCACAUAUGCACGCCUACGCCCUGGAGCUUCUACACGACCAGCUGUACGAGGGAGCCAAAGCUCUGGACGUCGGCUCCGGCAGUGGAAUCCUGUCCGCCUGCUUCGCACGAAUGGUAGGUCCCAAAGGGAAAGUUAUAGGAAUUGAUCACAUCAAAGAGCUGGUAGAUGACUCUAUAACCAAUGUGAAGAAAGAUGACCCCAGUUUGAUAACAUCGGGCAGAGUCAAGCUAAUAGUGGGAGACGGGCGGAUGGGCCAUACUGAGGAAGCGCCUUAUGACGCCAUCCAUGUUGGCGCAGCAGCACCGACUGUCCCUCAAGCUCUUCUGGAUCAGUUGAAGCCCGGCGGCCGCCUGAUUCUGCCCGUCGGCCCGGCAGGAGGCAACCAGAUGCUCGAGCAGUACGACAAAAUGGAGGACGGCAGCACCAAAAUGAAGCCCUUGAUGGGGGUGAUUUAUGUGCCUUUAACAGACAGAGACAAGCAGUGGUCCAGGUGGAAGUGACUUCCUUCUCCCCUUCUUCCCCUUCUCUCCUUCUCACAGUGGCAAAGGGAUGAACUUUGAAGAGGAAGACAGUCCAUAAUCCACCUUUAAGUUUGAACCUGGAGAAAACUUGCGAUGAGGGGGUCUAACAAGCCCAUGACAUGACAUGCUUGUUUUUUUUUUUUUUUUGGUUUAAGUCUAAUGAUGGACUAGAGUAUCACACUGAUGACAGCCCAGAGGGGCUGGGAAGAAAGACUGCUUGAAGCUCAGCACAGAAAUACUGCAGAAGGCUUCUUUUUGUUUUGUUUUUCUUUUCAGACCUGCAUCUUUUUUUUUUUUUUUUGGUUGUGUUUUCCUUUUAAAACUGCUGGAUUUUUUUUUUCUUUUUUUGGGUUUGUUUGGUUGUUUUUUGUGAUUUCAUCAUUUGAAUUGCAAUCAGCCAUUUUUACAGUAUUACAUUUCAGCAGCAUCAAAGCUGAAUGUAGGAGGAACGCCGGACUACGACAACGAGGAAAGCCUGAAACUUUUAGAUAAUUCACCUAGCUACAGCGUGUGUGUGUGCGUGUGCGUGUGGAUCAUCUAACUGUAGACGUCUCUGCUAAAAUAUGAGCUUUUUUUCCCCAAUGCCAGCAGUGUUAGGAACACACACACAAGACAGGCAACACAAUGGCUGACGUAACCCACACAUCCCAUUUGAUGUGCAGCACCCUUAGGUUACUCUACACAUAGCGCAAGCAACGCGUCAACGGAUCAUACUGAAUAUACUCCAACAAACGUAGAGAGCGGAGCACUAAUAACACAGACACACAUGCACAUACAGGGCUGUGCUUUUUUCACCUGGUGAUGUGUUUGCUUUCUGCCGCUGGUUUAUUUUCCAUUACAGUUUUGCGCAGGCUCUUCUGGUGACUGAUGACGCUAAAUGGGAUAGUCACUGCUUUGCCAAAAUAAACUCCAACGAUACAAAGCAAAUGUCUGUUUUCUUCGACAAAACAAAAAGCACAUUUUAUUUUGGGUGAUCUAAGUCAUGGAUGAUAUUUGGCUUUCACAGUGUCUGGAACAGCAUAUGAAAAUAAAGAGAUGCUUAUGUUUUUGUC
Messenger RNA from Larimichthys crocea (large yellow croaker), 1951 nucleotides. RefSeq names its product protein-L-isoaspartate (D-aspartate) O-methyltransferase (gene pcmt1). Lineage: Eukaryota; Metazoa; Chordata; Actinopteri; Sciaenidae. The record is from RefSeq and is a predicted model, not a curated record. Gene Ontology annotation, cellular component: cytoplasm. The transcript is spliced from 8 exons. Gene Ontology annotation, molecular function: protein-L-isoaspartate (D-aspartate) O-methyltransferase activity. Gene Ontology annotation, biological process: protein modification process. The coding region runs from base 69 to 878 and encodes 269 amino acids.